AUUCGCGGCGGAAGUUGAUUGUGUGGGUCGCUGCCUUGCAGUUGUUCUGCGAGACUGCACUUGUUAAUUCUACACCGAAUCUGACCGAGAAGGCAGCAUCGGACCUCAACUGAAGAAGAAAUAAUGUCAAACCCAAGUCCAUCCAGCAAACCAUCAAACCCAACCAAUCCACGGGUGUUCUUCGAUGUGGAUAUCGGUGGAGAGAGAGUUGGCCGCAUAGUCCUUGAACUGUUUGCAGACAUUGUUCCAAAAACUGCAGAAAAUUUCCGUGCGCUAUGUACUGGAGAAAAGGGAAUUGGGCUUACGACAGGGAAGCCUCUACAUUUUAAAGGAUGUCCUUUCCACAGGAUCAUAAAGAAGUUCAUGAUCCAGGGGGGAGAUUUCUCCAAUCAAAAUGGAACUGGGGGAGAGAGUAUUUAUGGAGAGAAGUUUGAAGAUGAAAACUUUCAUUACAAGCAUGAUCGUGAAGGCUUGCUCAGCAUGGCAAAUGCAGGACCCAAUACCAAUGGCUCUCAGUUCUUCAUCACCACAGUACCAACAGCUCACCUGGAUGGGAAACAUGUCAUUUUUGGACAGGUUUUGAAAGGCUUAGGUGUAGUGAAAAUUCUAGAAGCAAUAGAAACUAAUGAGGAAAUGCCAGUCAAGCCAUGUUGUAUAGCUGAGUGUGGAGAGCACAAAGACGGAGACAAAUGGGGGAUUGCCCCUGAUGAUGGCUCAGGAGACACCCAUCCUGACUUUCCAGAGGACUCUGACAUUGAUUUAAAAGAUGUUGAAAAAAUCGUGCCCAUUGCAGAAGAUGUAAAGAAUAUUGGAAACAACUUCUUCAAAUCCCAAAACUGGCAGGCAGCAAUCAAGAAAUACUCCAAAGCUUUAAGGUACCUGGAGGUCUCCAGAGAUGAAGUGGAAGAUGAGAAUCUACAGAAGAAGCUGGAGCCCAUCGUGUUGAGCUGCAUUCUAAAUAUGGCUGCCUGUAAACUCAAGCUGCAGAUCUGGCAGGAAGCCAUUGACAGCUGCAAUGAGGCUCUAGAAAUAGAUGAGUUGAACACUAAAGCACUGUACAGGAGGGCCCAAGCAUGGCAAGGAAUGAAGGAAUAUAAUCAAGCUCUGGUUGAUCUGAAAAAAGCUCAAGAGUUAACACCUGAAGAUAAAGCCAUUAGCAAUGAGAUGCUCAGAGUGAAACAAAAGAUAAAGGAGGAAAAAGAGAAAGAAAAGAAAACUUAUGCAAAAAUGUUUGCUUGAACAAACCUUUCAAUUGAAGAUUCAUUAGUUUGCUUCAAGAAGCCUUUCUUUUUGGUUGUAGAAAGUAACAAGCAGUAGUGUAUAUGUAUUUAGAGUUGAUCUACGUCCUGCAACAUUUAAACAGACCCUACACUUUAUCUGAUAUUGCUCAAGAAUAAUGCAAUUUGGUAAACUAUUAAACUGAAAUGCAGAACUGUCAACAGCAGUGUAGUUUUAAGGCUAUAAAGAUAGCAGAUAGUAAUGUUAAGGUUUACAUAGUUUGGUUGUGUUGUAUUAUGUUCAGGGAUAUCUAGAAAAAAAUAUGAUGUUCUCCACAG
This is a messenger RNA of Polyodon spathula (Mississippi paddlefish), 1556 nucleotides long. RefSeq names its product peptidyl-prolyl cis-trans isomerase D-like. The record is from RefSeq and is a predicted model, not a curated record. The transcript is spliced from 10 exons. Gene Ontology annotation, molecular function: protein binding; peptidyl-prolyl cis-trans isomerase activity. Bases 124 to 1239 code for a protein of 371 amino acids. NCBI's taxonomy places the organism in Eukaryota, Metazoa, Chordata, Actinopteri, Acipenseriformes, Polyodontidae. Gene Ontology annotation, biological process: protein folding; protein peptidyl-prolyl isomerization.